AUGUUGAGAGAUAAUAUUAACAACCCCAUCCCAGACCGCGAGCGCGUAGUCAUCCUAGGAUCCGGCUGGGCGGGCUUCACAGUCGCCCGCAGUCUCGACUCCUCAAAAUUCCAAACCCUCGUCGUAUCGCCACGAUCCUACUUUGCCUUCACGCCUCUCCUUGCCUCCACCGCAGUCGGUACCUUGGAAUUCCGGACCGCGCUCGAACCCGUGCGCAGCCGACGAACCAAAGUCGACUUCUUCCAAGGAUGGGCCGACGAUGUCGAUUUCAAGAACAGGACCAUUACGAUUGAAGAGGCGGUUGACGAUCCGAAGCAAGGUGUUGCAUUAACCACGGAUCGACAUGCUGGGGAGACAGCGGAAGAGAGGGAGGCGGAGAAGAAGAAGGAAGCGAAAGUGGGGAAGCUGUUUGAUGUCGAGUACGACAAGUUGAUUGUGACGGUGGGUUGCUACAGUCAGACUUUCGGUACGCCGGGUGUUAAAGAACAUGCCUUCUUCCUCAAAGACGUGGGUGACGCGCGCCGCAUCCGAAAUCGCAUCUUAGCAUGCUUCGAAGGAGCGGCACUACCCACCACCUCCAUCGAAAUGAAGAAGCAGCUCCUUAACUUCGCCGUCGUAGGCGGUGGACCCACCGGCAUCGAAUUCAGCGCGGAACUACACGAUCUGAUCAACGAGGAUAUGAAGAAGCUGUACCCGGAACUCGUUCAGUACCACAAGAUUACUGUUUACGAUGUCGCGGAGAAGGUACUUCCAAUGUUCGACCAGAAACUCGCGGGGUAUGCGAUGCAGAAGUUCAAGCGUAAGGGCAUUGAUAUCAAGACGAGCCAUCAUGUUGAGGAGCUCAGACCGGGGGCGCCUGCCGAAAGGAGCUUUUCGGAUGAUGUGGAUGAUUAUCAUUUGUAUACGCUCAAGGUGAAAGAGGAGGGCGAGAUUGGCGUGGGCAUGUGUGUAUGGAGUAAGUCUCCCAUCUCUUUCAAAUCCUCACGCUUCACCCAGAAGUAUGAGACAACAACACUAACCCCACCCCAGGCACAGGACUAA
This is a messenger RNA of Alternaria infectoria, 1041 nucleotides long. RefSeq lists its product as uncharacterized. The coding region runs from base 1 to 1041 and encodes 346 amino acids. The transcript has 3 exons. Lineage: Eukaryota; Fungi; Ascomycota; Dothideomycetes; Pleosporales; Pleosporaceae. The record is from RefSeq and is a predicted model, not a curated record. Gene Ontology annotation, molecular function: NADH dehydrogenase activity.